Messenger RNA from Prorocentrum cordatum, 4173 nucleotides. The record is from the annotation of a GenBank genome assembly. NCBI's taxonomy places the organism in Eukaryota, Dinophyceae, Prorocentrales, Prorocentraceae.
AUGUUCUACGAGAGCCACGACAAGGUCCUGGACGAGAUCUACCAGACCAUCGCCGAGGACCUGACGGAGCUCGGCAGGCCCUACCGCAUCGACCUGAUGGAGGUGUGCUGUCCGGAGGACUCGAGCCUCAGCAAGGCCGUGCAGGACCAGGGAGGCAAAGUGUUCAGGUGCGGCCUCUUCAAUGGGAUCGACAUGGGAACGGCAACCGGGCUUCGACGCGCGCUUCACCUUCUCCGACGACUCCGACCGCGCCGCUUGGUUCUCAGCCCGCCAUGUACAGCAGACUGCCCGAUCCAGAAUCUCAACCAGAAGACAGCUCAGCAGAAGGCCACGUAUCUGGCGAAGGUGCGCAAGGCCCGACGGAUCCAGCGGAACUGCAAGAGCCUCUGGGAAGACUCGAAGAAGAUUCACGACUGCCACACCGAGCUCGAACAGCCAGCUUCCAGCCGAAGCUGGACCAGGUCGCCCUCGAUCAAGGCGAUGCGCGACCAGAUGCACGAGACGAUCAUCCAUGGCUGUGCGCAUGGACUUCGCGAAGCUCGUUCCGGCCUGCUGAUGAGGAAGGCAUGGCGCAUAUGCUCGACAGACCCGGAGUUCGGCGCUAAGCUCGGCAGGACGUGCUCCAACCGCCCUGGCAGGGGCGACAACCACACACACCGCCCCAUCGAGGACGGACAGGUGGUGGCCCAGACGGCCUUUUACCCACCAGCACUGUGUAAGGCCUGGGCAAAGCAUAUCCUGAAGACGAACACCAGCGCGAGGUACGGCAAGGAGAUCUUCACCAGCUUGGAACAGAUCCCAGAGGACGCUGAAGAGGAGAUGGAGGAGGUCCUCGACGAGGACCUCUUGCAGGAUAACCCCGAGGCCAUGGACGACGAGUCGGUCAUGAAGGGCCUGGGCAUCUCCGAGACACCGACCAAGAAGGAGGAGCUGGAGAUAGAGCAACGGCUGACGCGGCUCCACCGCAACCUCGGCCACCCGAGCAACAAGACGCUGUACAAGAUCCUCAAGGCAUCGGGAGCACCUCUCCAGGUCCUACGAGCAGCUCUUCGCCUCCAGUGUCACGCAUGCCAUGCGGGACAACUACCAAAAGCCGUCAGGGUCGCCUCGGGCAUCGAGUUGCCAGGCGUCCUAGAGGUGCUGGCCUCCGACGGGCUCGAGUGGCUCUCGCCGAAGCAGGACUCCUUCCUGAUGACGUUGAACAUCGACGAGGGAUCCGGGCUCACCAGUGUCACCUAUCAUGGACAGAAGGGAGAGCGCAAUGGCAACAGAUCGACUCAGGAGGUGAUUUCAACAUGGAAUGACUGGCGCGGACAUUACCGCCGCCCCAGCCUUCUCCGUCUGGACCCCGAAGGUUGUCAUCGUUCACAAGCAGUGGCCAGGUGGUGUUCGGACCGCGGCAUCGAGCUGUGGAUUGCCCCGGGCGAGGCCCACUGGCUGAUGGGCAAGGUCGAGAGGCGCAUCCAGCUUUUCAAGCGACUGAUGACGAAGCUGGCAACGCUGGACCCCGACUGCCCGGUCGAGGAGUUGGUGUCCUGGGCCGUGAGAGCGAUCAACAGCAUGGACAAGGUCGGCAACCACUCCCCGUUCGAGCACGUGAUGGGCGUCUCUGGGAUGCCGGCCUCGAGCAACCCGUUCGCCAUCAUUGACGGGGGCACCGGGGAGACUCAGGAGCAGAGGCGCCUCCUCGCGCGCAAAAGCUUCCUGGAAGUAGAGUAUGCUGCGCGUCGACACGCCGAACAGGCCCGCAACCGGGUCUAUCAGACCUGGAAUCUGGGGGACCUCGUCUACUUCUGGCGCAAAGGGAAAGGCCUUGACCCUCGCCCUGGGAAGAAGGGCGGAUGGUACGGCCCUGCUCGUGUCCUUGCUCAGGAAAAACGACACGUGGACGGGCGCACCCGUCCUGCCUCGGUCAUCUGGAUCUCCCACGGGAGCGUGCUCAUCAGGUGCGCCCCGGAGCAGCUGCGCGUCGCCUCGGAGGCAGAGAAGAUGAUCGUCGAAUUGCAGCGGCAGAGCAACCUUGGCAAGACCAUGACGGAGAUCUUGGAGACAGCCAAGGGCGGUACCUAUGAAGACCUUCUCGGACAAAAUCCUCCAGACCUCCGAGAAUACGAGCCUCCACCGCAGCCGACGAUGGCGAUCCCCGCGACCGAGGGCCAGACUCUCGAGAACAACAGCGAGGCGGGACUCCCCUCAGGCGAGUCGAGACCUCGAUGGCGCAUGACACACCGCGGACCAGAGCUCGAUCUGCACGUACCGCCGGAGAAGCGACAGAAAGGCGCAGACGAGGAGAUGGCCGACGCGCUGUUCGACAGCAACCACCUGGUCGACCUCUUCAAGGACAAGCUGGACAUCACCCUCGGCAUCGACGAACAGCAGACCGUCUACUUCGAGUACUUGCAGGACGAGAAUACCACUCCAGACGGACGCCGAGGUUUGAUGAGCCACAUCCUGGACAGCUUCGUCGUCAACCAGCGCCGGAAGGACAAGGUGGAGCUGACCUGGUCCAAGAUGAACGCCACCGAGCGUGAGGAGUUCGAGGCAGCCAUCGCCAAGGAGACGAACAACUGGGUCCAGCAUCAGGGACUUCGCGCUGUCCCGAUAUCUCGGGUCAAGGACGCGGCGGACGUCAUCCGGGCAAGGUGGCUCUUCACCCGCAAGUCCGAUGGGAAGGCGAAGGCCCGGCUCGUCCUCCUCGGCUACCAGACGAAGGACCUAGGACAGGAGCCGACAGCCAGCCCCACCGCGUCUCGGCGCGCCCGUCACGUGAUGCUAACAGUGGCCGCCGCGAACCGCUGGAAGCUCAUCAAGGGCGACGUCACCUCCGCCUUUCUGCAGGCCCACGACCUCGACAAGGACCUCUUCAUCGAGCCAGACGCCGUCCUCAGAAAGGCCUUCCACGCGCAGGAAGGGGGAAUCCUCCAGGUCGUGAAACCUGGAUAUGGGAUCGGCGAGGCGCCCCGGCACUGGUGGGAGACGGCCAAGCACGACUUUGCGAAACUUCGACUCCAAGCCUGCGAGUUGGAGCCCUGCCCCUGGAAAGCACGAUGUUCCAGGACGGGUAUGCUCAUCGGUAUGAUCAUGGCCCACGUCGACGACUUCAUCAUGGCAGGAGAUACCUCCCACCCUGAGUGGCAGGACAUGGUCAAGCAGAUCCGAGGGCUCUACAAGUGGGGCACCUGGGAGGACAUGAAUGACGGGCUCACCUCUCUCGAACAGUGCGGCGUCACCAUCGAGGAGAGCGAGCAGGGCUUCUUCCUCCACCAGAAGUCGUACAUCGACAAGAUCAAGGAGGUCAAGGCGGCCAGCGGCAGUAAGCAUCGGACCACCGACAGCCUCAAGGACUCUGACAAGGCGGUGCUCAGGGCAUUCUGCGGCGAGAUCUACUGGCUUGGCGUGAAUACCAUGCCAUUUCUCUUAUCGUGGGUAGCCGACCUCCAGAUGAAGAUACCAGCAGGUACUCACAACCUCUUCACGGCCGCUAACAACAUCGUCAAGCUCGUCAAGCAGAGCCGCCACAUGGGGAUCAGGAUCUACCGGCACGCCCUGGACGACCUCGCCAUCUUCACCUGGUGCGACGCAGCCUGGGCCAGCCGCCCGGAUGGACACUCCCAGGGUGGUCAUAUCACCGCUAUCUCCUCCAAGGCGGCCAUGGGCGGGAAGCUCUCCGAGUUCACGGUCCUCGACUGGGGCUCCAAGAAGCUGCGCCGCGUGGCUCGGUCAAGCCUGGCGGCGGAGGUGCAGGAAGCCGGCGACGCCGAAGGCGAACAGAGCAUGAAGCAGCAGUGGCGCCUCAUCUACGACGAGCAGUUCAUGAGCGCUCGCAAGCGGGCAGCUCUUGGCAAGGGCAUCUUCGACGAGACGGACCCGACCGACCCGGCCUCAGCUCGUCAGGUACUCGAGGAGCGUAGGAGUAAGCUUGAGCAGCAGCAGUCUCCUGCCCGUCUGCCCUGUCCGUUCCACCGCCACCCUCGGCUCAAGGCGAGGGAGGGCGGGGCUCUUUCUGACAGAGCCUGGCUGUGCCGGGCAGACCGCGCAGCCGACAGCGCGGCCGUUCAUAUCGUGGACAAAAGGUGUUCACUGACAAUUAUCACGAUAAUUGACAUCUACACACACUUUCUCUUGCUCUUCCUCAUCGUCACCAGCGUGAGCGAUCUUGAGGACGAGCUCUAG